AUGCACCGCACUCCACCAAAUAAUAUUUCCCUAUCGGCGUCCGAGUCGGACCUCACCAAUUUAUCCAAAGCGAAUGAAACAUCGAACAUUACCCUAAGACCCAGUGUAAAAAGAUUACGCACAUCUGAAGAGAGUGUUAGCUCACAGGAGAACACUUUUUCGUCGUUCAAGAAGGAAAUUAUGGAAUCAAUGGCUGCCAUGUUCGCCGAGCAGAAUGAGAAAUUUAGCGCCAUAGAAAAAAGUAUAGCUGAAAUUAAAUCUCAGAACACUACGAUUCACCAGACUAAUUGCGAAAUCGAGCGAUCGCUGGAGUUCGUAUCACACCAGAUUGACGAUGUCAAAGACAAGAUAAGUCACCUGGAAGUCGAACGCAAGAAAAUGUCGUCGGAAAUUAUUUCUAUCAACAAUAAAAUAGAAAAUUUGGAAUGCAUUAACAAGAAAACUAGUGUGGAAAUAAGAAAUGUUCCCAACUCUAAAAAGCGAGAAUCGAAGUCUACGUUGUUCGACAUGAUCCAACAUCUUCAAACUGGUAUUAGUCUUGAAGACGAAUACUGCGGACAGAUCAGAGAUGUUUAUCGCACGAAUUAUAAGUCACAAUCUAAUGUAUCUACAGUUGUAAUCGAAUUCAUGACUACACUAGCGAAAGAAAAGUUUAUUUCAAAGACUAAACUGUUUUCAAACUCCAAGGGCGAUCAAACUAACUCAAAGUUGAUGGGUUUGGAUGGAGCUUCGACGCCAAUCUACAUAUCAGAACACCUUUCACCAAGAACGCGGAAGCUCUUCUACCUUGCUCGUGAAUUUGCCAAGCAAAAUGAAUACAAGUAUUGCUGGACAUCAGGCGGAAAAGUCUUCUUGCGUAAGAGUGAAGGAUCACAGCACCUUCUUGUAAAAGAUGAUAACGACCUAAAAUCUCUGAAGAAUCCUGUACAACCAUGA
This is a messenger RNA of Ostrinia furnacalis (Asian corn borer), 936 nucleotides long. RefSeq lists its product as uncharacterized. Lineage: Eukaryota; Metazoa; Arthropoda; Insecta; Lepidoptera; Crambidae. The transcript has a single exon. The coding region runs from base 1 to 936 and encodes 311 amino acids. The record is from RefSeq and is a predicted model, not a curated record.